Molecule: messenger RNA, 291 nt
Organism: Sclerotinia sclerotiorum 1980 UF-70
Lineage: Eukaryota; Fungi; Ascomycota; Leotiomycetes; Helotiales; Sclerotiniaceae
Exons: 2
Coding region: 1-291 (96 amino acids)
Source: RefSeq, a predicted model, not a curated record
AUGAAGAGACAGCCAAGGGCCAGAUGUAAGGAACAGGAAACAGCGCUCAUACAUCCUCCAAGCUGUAAGGUGGUGGGAAAUGGUCAACGGGUAAAGAAACCGAAUAGCGUACCGUUCGUUCGGAUUUCAGAUGUUGGUGAGGAGACGAUCAUGGGCGAGGAAAGAAAGCCAAAAUACAAAUGGUCCAAGACGCCAACGAAGAGUUGCAGUCUUGUGGCUGCGAGAAAAAAUAUGUAUGCAUUGGAAGCAUUGUAUAAUAAGAUUGCUUUGGCUAUUGGCAAAGCCACUUAA